This is a messenger RNA of Dioscorea cayenensis subsp. rotundata (Guinea yam), 1786 nucleotides long. Its product is annotated as tRNA (adenine(58)-N(1))-methyltransferase non-catalytic subunit trm6. The coding region runs from base 62 to 1516 and encodes 484 amino acids. The record is from RefSeq and is a predicted model, not a curated record. Gene Ontology annotation, biological process: tRNA methylation. Gene Ontology annotation, cellular component: tRNA (m1A) methyltransferase complex; nucleus. NCBI's taxonomy places the organism in Eukaryota, Viridiplantae, Streptophyta, Magnoliopsida, Dioscoreales, Dioscoreaceae. The transcript is spliced from 12 exons.
CCCCGUCGUCCUCCAAAACCCUAGAAACUCUCCAUCGAGAGCUAGAAUCAGCGAGCCUCCGAUGGCCGGAGAACUUGUCGGCGGCCACCAUACGUCGUCUGUGAAUCCUAGAAUCACCUGGGAAGGCUGCAGCGUCCUUCUCGACAUCAAUGACGGUGAUCGGCUCGUCUUCGCUCGCCUCUCCCCCGCCGCGACUCUGAAGAUUGGAGAUAAGAAGUGCUCUCUGAGGCCUUUGAUUGGAUGCCCUUUUGGUUCGCUGUUUCGAGUUGAGACUGGCCCUAAUGGCCCUCAUCUGGAGCGUUGCGUCCAUUCACCUUCGGGUGCUAAUGAUAUGGGCGUGCAAGAAGGAGGUGAUAGGCAAUUAGAGAGCGAGUCAAAGGAUAAUCGAGCUUUGAUUGAUAAUAAUUCAGCACAGAAUUUGUCUUCUGAAGAUAUAGAUGCAAUGCGUAGAGAUGGUGCAACUGGUGAUGAAAUAGUUGAAGCUCUUAUAGCUAACAGCUCAACAUAUGAGAAUAAAACAGUAUUUUCACAAGAAAAAUACAAGCGUAGGAAACAGAAGAAAUAUGCACCUAAGGUCCUCCUUAGACGGCCAUUUACUCGAAGUAUAUGUGAAGCAUAUUUCAAGAAAUAUCCAAAUCGAAUAGGGUUUCUAAGAAUAGACACACUUUCUCUUUUGCUUUCGUUUGCUAAUAUUAGUGCUUAUUCUGAUGUCCUUCUUGUGGAUAUGGUUGGUGGGUUGCUUACUGGUUCUGUAGCUGAACGACUUGGAGGUACAGGAUAUGUGUGUAAUACCUAUUUUGGAGGAACAUCUCACUCUCUGGAUAUAGCAAGGAUAUUCAACUUCUCUAGUGAAUUUGACAGCAGAAUUGUUCAAGCUUCUUACUCUCAUCUCUGCUCAGUUGAGAGCCUUGAUGAGGAACGUAGCAAAAUGCAUGAAAUUGAUCACCCUGCAGGAAUCCAAUCUAUAAUUGGGAGAGAGUCCUCGACUAAAUGUGAUCCAUCAACAGGUUCUACACAGAUUCAGGAAGUGCAGUCUUUACGAAAUGAUAAUUCUUCUCUUGAUGAAGAAUUAGGUAAUACCAAAGAAAAUCUGUCCUCGGGGCAAGAAGGCUUGCAUGAGAACAAUGCUACGAUAACUUAUAAAGCAGUUAAUCCAGGAAAACAGGCGUCACCAGAUGCCAUCAAGAUGUGGAAGGAAAAAGGUUUUAAUAGCUUAAUAGUAGCUGCGCCCGAGUUGGAGGUGGAUAGCAUAGUUCAAAAACUUGUACCUCUUUUAUCAUAUUCUGCACCCUUUGCAAUUUACCAUCAAUACCUUCAGCCUCUUGCAACAUGCAUGCACAAAUUACAGUCAUCAAAAAUGGCAAUAGGAUUGCAAAUCUCAGAGCCUUGGUUACGAGAAUAUCAGGUUCUCCCUUCUCGCACUCACCCGCAAAUGCAGAUGAGUGGUUUUGGUGGUUAUAUUUUGAGUGGGACUAAGAUAAGCAACAACAGUGAAGAUUGCAAUGGAAACCAAUAACUACAAUCAAAUACUCGGCGAUCUCACUUAUUGUUAAACAUAAACAGAGAAUGACAUAAUCGUCCCAGAUAACUAAUAAUGAAGCUGUCAAUGGGGAGCAAGCACAACCACGAUCCAUCGGUUCUCUGUUACGUGACAACUCUUGUAUUUUUUUCCCCUAAUGUUUUCCCAUUAUUAUCUUGUAUCGGAAUAGAAUAAUGUCGAUACGUUGAGCUUGUGUUUGAAGACGCUGUAACUUGUAAUAUCUAAAAUUUAUGUUUUAUUGUUGAA